This is a messenger RNA of Musa acuminata subsp. malaccensis (wild Malaysian banana), 3217 nucleotides long. Its product is annotated as probable inactive leucine-rich repeat receptor-like protein kinase At3g03770. Gene Ontology annotation, biological process: protein phosphorylation. Lineage: Eukaryota; Viridiplantae; Streptophyta; Magnoliopsida; Zingiberales; Musaceae. The record is from RefSeq and is a predicted model, not a curated record. Gene Ontology annotation, molecular function: protein binding; protein kinase activity; ATP binding. Gene Ontology annotation, cellular component: membrane.
GAAGCGUAAGGCGGAGGAGAAGCCAAAGAAAGAGAAACACUCGAGGGCUUCGAUCUCCCCCUUCGAAGACCCGAACAAGGAAAGAAGAAAAAGGGAGGUUUAAAGGCGGAGGGAGGAAGGGGGGGAGAGAGGGAAGGCUGGCCAAUUGCUCCUCUUUUGGCUUCUCUUUGGCUUUAAUGGUGCCGGAAGGAAACUUAAAAGUAAGAGAAAGCGAGAUCUCUCGGAUGGUGCUUGGCUCCUGCCGUCGUGGCCAAAAAGGGACACGGGGUCUUGUUGGUAUGCGCCUUCGGCUUUUGCCAGAUCGAUGUACGGAUACCCUUCGCCUUUUCCUGUUCACCGCACACCCGUGAGAGAGAGAGAAUGUAACUAUAUUUACUGAAUGAUUUCGGGUGUUCUCGCCAGUUGAAGGAGGGGAGAAAGGAGUGAGCUUCCGUAGUUCCGUCUUCCUGUUGCCGCUAUUUCGUUGCUUCUUUUGCUGCAUUGCUCCGUUGCAGACCGAGGCUGCUAAGUUGGAAUCUUGAUUCGUUUCCUGGGCAUUGAUUGCUCCCGGUUUGCUUGAGCUCCCAGCUUCGCUGAUGCAGCUGGCAGCUGUGUUACAGUAAGGUCGAAGGAAAAAUCUUCUGGUGAGAUCAGGGCAGAAGUCGAUCCAAGCUGAUAAAUUUCUGUUGCCAAAAAUGGCUGUUGGAAGCUACCCUUGUUGUUUGCUCAUCUUAUCCAUGAUCUUGAUCCUUACUCCGUGCGCAUACCAAUUGCAACCAGCAGAAGUUUUGUCCCUCCUCCGAAUCAAGCGGCUCUUGAACUACCCAGCUAUCUUAAGUAGGUGGAAUGUUGAUACAGACUUCUGCAGCUACGAAGCAAACCCAUAUGUAACUAUAAUUUGCUACGAAGAGAGCAUAACCCAAUUGCAUAUAACCGGCAAUAAGAGUGCUCCACCUCUUCCUCGAAGCUUCUCUAUGACUCUCUUAUUUGCUACUCUGUAUCGGCUCCCUAAUUUGAAGGUCCUCUCUCUGACAUCCCUGGGUUUGUGGGGUCCCCUGACCGGGAAGAUUUCUCGUUUAUCUUCUCUAGAGAUAGUCAACAUGAGCACAAACUAUUUGUAUGGAGCAAUUCCUAAACAAGUUUCCAGACUGACAAAUCUCCAAACUCUGAUACUUGAUCAUAACAUGUUCAGUGGACGUGUUCCGGAUUUGUUAGGUGAGCUUCCACGCCUGUCUGUUUUGAGCUUAAAGAACAAUUCUUUGAGUGGGCCUCUGCCGGAUUCCUUUAGCAGCUUAAAGCCACUCAGGGUGCUUGUGCUGUCCUCCAAUAGCUUGUCAGGGGAAUUGCCUGAUCUCAACAGUUUAUCAAACCUUCAAGUGCUGGAUUUGGAGAACAAUUACUUUGGACCACGGUUUCCAAGCUUGGGGAGGAAGGUUGUCACCCUUGUGUUGAGAAAGAACAGGUUUUCUGGUGGCUUGCCAGCUGAAGUAAAUACUUAUUAUUUGCUCGAACACUUGGACAUAUCCUUCAACAGAUAUACUGGGCCCUUCCCAGCAUCUUUGUUGUCUCUGCCAUCUAUUCAUUAUCUCAGUAUUUCUGGAAACCGAUUCACUGGCAUGCUUUUGCAAAGUAUGUCGUGCAAUGGUGAACUUGAGUAUGUGGACUUGUCGUCAAAUCUUCUGACCGGGAACUUGCCGACGUGCCUGAUUUCAGACUCUAAGAACAAGGUGACUUUGUACUCGGCAAAUUGUUUUGCGACCGAGGAUCACAGCCAACACCCAUUAUCAUUUUGCCAGAAUCAGGCAUUGGCUGUGGGAAUAAUACCUCACAAGGAAAAUAAAGUGUCAGGUGCUAAAGCAACCCUUAUGAUUGGAAUCACGGGAGGCAUUUUUGGAAGCAUUUUUCUUGGGAUGAUAAUUUUCUUUUCGCUUAAAAAGGCUACUAUGAAGCCGGCACUGAACAAAUCACAAAGGAGUUUAGCAGAGCAUGCCUCUGUGGGGUAUUCUUCCCAGUUACUCCCCGAUGCAAGUUACAUAUUACAAACAAUGAAGCUAGGAGAACUUGGUGUUCCACCUUAUCGAUCAUUUUCCUUGGAGGAACUUGAAGCUGCUACAAAUAACUUUGACACAUCUAGUUUCAUGGGAGAAGGUUCUCAUGGUCAGAUGUAUAGAGGAAAACUUCAAGAUGGUUCUCUGGUGGCAAUAAGAUGCCUGAAACUGAAGAAAGCCCUAAACUCCCAGAAUUUUAGUCGUCACAUUGAACUGAUUUCAAAGCUGAGGCAUCACCAUUUAGUCAGUGCCCUCGGGCAUGGCUUUGAAUAUUACCUGGAUGAUUCCUCUGUCAGCAGAUUAUUUAUUGUUUUUGAGUUUGUCUCAAAUGGAACAUUAAGAAGCAACAUUUCAGAGGGAGUUCCUGGAGAAACGCUUACAUGGACACAGAGGAUAUCAGCUGCCAUUGGUGUUGUAAAGGGCAUUCAAUUUUUGCAUGGAGGCAUGGUACCUGGCUUGUUUGCAAAUGAUCUGAAGAUCACAAAUGUUCUUUUGGAUGAGCACCUUGUUGCAAAAAUCAGCAGCUAUAAUCUGCCGAUACUAGCAGAGCAUAUGAAAUGUGAGAUGAUGGUUGGAAGUUCUUCAAGUGGGUUAAGAGAACCCAAUGAAAGAACAAAGUACAUGGAUAAGAUCGACAUACAUGAUCUUGGUGUCAUCUUACUGGAAAUUAUAACCGGAAGACCAAUCAUAUUCAACAGCGAGGUUGUGAACAUAAUGAAAAAUCAGCUGCAAGAAAGCAUAGCAGCCGAUGGGAUUGCAAGGAUGAGCUUUGUGGAUCCAGUGAUCAUUAAUGCAUGCUGCGAUGAAUCAUUAAAGACUGUUAUGGAGAUCUGCUUACGAUGCCUUUCGAAGGAACCAACACAACGACCCUCGAUCGAGGAUGUGCUUUGGAACUUGCAGUUUGCUGCUCAAGUCCAGGAAUCUUGGAGGAGGUACUCUCACAGCAGCGAAGAAUCCCCGCUUUCACCUUCGCUUCCUUCACAAUCACCAAUAGCGCUUAGCUGCUAACACCACUCUUUUAAGUGCAGAGUCAUGAUACUGAGACCUGCACAGCGGUUUGAUUCAUUUGAUUAGUUAGAUUGUUAUGGUUUAAGUACUUGCUUGUUGUUGUAUGUUAAGGUACUACUUAGACCAAGACUUGGCAGAUCUGACCAAGAUAAGUUUUUAUUGAUAUUAUUUUCGUUUUGAGA